This is a messenger RNA of Chroicocephalus ridibundus (black-headed gull), 1502 nucleotides long. It is a transcript of the gene GCAT, whose product is annotated as glycine C-acetyltransferase. Lineage: Eukaryota; Metazoa; Chordata; Aves; Charadriiformes; Laridae. Gene Ontology annotation, cellular component: mitochondrion. Gene Ontology annotation, biological process: L-threonine catabolic process; biosynthetic process. Gene Ontology annotation, molecular function: pyridoxal phosphate binding; glycine C-acetyltransferase activity. The transcript has 9 exons. The record is from RefSeq and is a predicted model, not a curated record. The coding region runs from base 22 to 1299 and encodes 425 amino acids.
CGUGGGCGUGGCCAAGCGGGGAUGUGGCGCGGUGGGACGGCGGCGUGGGGGCUGCUGCGGGGCGGCGGGGCCGGCAGCCCCCGGGCCGCUUCGGGAACGGCGGCGGCGGUGGUUCAUCUCCGCCAGCGGUUGGAAAAGGAGCUGGAAGACAUCCGAGGGGCCGGCACUUGGAAAAACGAGCGGGUCAUCGCUUCCCGACAGGGUCCCCACCUCCGUUUGGCCGGCGGCGGAGCCGGGAUCCUCAACUUCUGCGCCAACAACUAUCUGGGGCUCUCCAGCCACCCCGAGGUGAUCCGGGCGGCCGUGGAGGCCCUGGAGAAGUUCGGUGCCGGGCUCAGCUCCGUCCGCUUCAUCUGCGGUACCCAGAGCAUACACAAGGACCUGGAGGAGAAGAUCGCGCGUUUCCACCAGCGGGAAGAUGCCAUUCUCUACGCCAGCUGCUUUGAUGCCAACGCUGGUAUCUUUGAGGCCCUGCUGACCCCGGAGGAUGCAGUGCUGUCGGAUGAGCUGAACCAUGCCUCCAUCAUCGAUGGGAUCCGCCUGUGCAAGGCUAACAAGUACCGCUACAAGCACAUGGACAUGCAGGACCUGGAGGCGAAGCUGCAGGAGGCGCAGAAACAUCGUCUGCGGCUGGUGGCCACCGACGGUGCCUUCUCCAUGGAUGGUGACAUUGCACCCUUGAGGGAGAUCUGCCAGCUGGCCCAGAAGUAUGAUGCCCUGGUCUUCAUUGACGAAUGCCAUGCCACAGGCUUCCUGGGACCCAAUGGCCGGGGUACCGAUGAGCUCCUGGGAGUGAUGGACAAAGUCACCAUCAUCAACUCCACCCUGGGGAAAGCUCUUGGAGGAGCUGCAGGCGGGUACACAACUGGCCCCAAACCCCUCAUCGAUUUGCUCCGCCAGCGUUCCCGCCCGUACCUCUUCUCCAACAGCCUGCCCCCUGCCGUGGUGGGCUGUGCGUCCAAGGCCCUGGACCUCCUCAUGGAGAGCAAUGCUAUUGCACAGUCCAUGGCUGCCAAGACCCAACGGUUCAGAAGCAAGAUGACGGCAGCUGGCUUCACCAUCUCAGGGAAGGACCACCCCAUCUGUCCUGUCAUGCUUGGGGACGCUCGGCUGGCUGCAGUGAUGGCUGAGGACAUGCUGAACAGAGGCAUUUAUGUCAUUGGCUUUAGCUACCCCGUGGUCCCCAAGGGAAAGGCCCGCAUCCGGGUCCAGAUAUCAGCCGUGCACAGCGAUGAAGACAUUGAUCGCUGUGUGGAAGCUUUCACUGAGGUGGGACGGAAACACGGAGCGCUGCCUUGAGGGGUCAGCAAACGCCUCCUCCGGCACCUUCCUUGCCCGUGAUCCAAGUGCCUGUGCCGGGGGAAAGGGCUUGAGCAGCACGCUGCCGAAAUCAGGACCGGUCCUCGAGACGUCGCAGCCUGUGGGAGGCUGUGGCUCUUGCAGCAUCCUGGCAGCGGUGCUGGCGACCAGCUUUUGUGUCAUUAAAGGUGUCCUGCAGUGCA